Octopus sinensis (East Asian common octopus) is the source of this 3225-nucleotide messenger RNA. RefSeq names its product protein FAM76B. The transcript has 9 exons. NCBI's taxonomy places the organism in Eukaryota, Metazoa, Mollusca, Cephalopoda, Octopoda, Octopodidae. The coding region runs from base 161 to 1756 and encodes 531 amino acids. The record is from RefSeq and is a predicted model, not a curated record.
GAGUUAGUUUGUGUCUGCUCAAGAAAGCUUCCGGGUAGACAUCGCUACUGGAAGUUUUCUCAAAGAAUUCGAGCUUCUUUUAUGUGGAAGUAACUGACCGUUUGGUUGCUUCACCAGCUCAGAAAAAAAAACAACAACAAACAAACACAUAUCUCGACAAAUGGCAGCUCUAUUCGCUUGUACGAAAUGCCACAGCAGGCAUCCGUUCGAAGAACUUUCUCAGGGAGAGCAGUUAUGUAAAGAAUGCCGGAAUAACUUUCCUAUCGUGAAAUGUACAUAUUGUCGAUCAGAAUUUCAACAAGACAGCAAAAGCAGCACAAAUUCCAUCUGCAAGAAGUGUGCACACAAUGUGAAAAUAUAUGGAAAGCCGACUGCCUGUGAAUAUUGCAAUGUCAUUGCGUCUUUUAUUGGGAACAAGUGUCAACGUUGCACAAACUCUGAAAAGAAAUGGGGCCCUCCACAAUCUUGUGAGCAGUGCAAACAGCGAUGUGCAUUUGACAGAAGUGAUGACAGCAGACGAAAGGUUGAUGGGAAACUGUUAUGCUGGCUUUGCACUCAAGCGUAUAAAAGAGUCCUGGCCAAAACUCGACACAGGCAGGAGGAAGCGAGACAAAGCAUGGCCAGUCGCUGGGGGAACUUCGAAGGCUCUAACAGCAGCAGCAGCAGCAACAACAACAACUCUUCACGCAAAACCGGCAGCAUGUUGGACAAGAAUAAGGACAGCGGAAUAAUGUUUAACCAACACAAAGAAACCAGUCACGAUAAAAACAAAGAAAAGAGUAAAGAGCACGUUGGUUUGUUUGAGAAAAGUGCAAAAGACUUCACGAGUAUCUUUGAGAAGAACAAAGAUUACAACAGUGCAUUUGACAAAGCUAAAGAAAUAGGUCCAAAUAUGGAGAAAAAUAAAGAACACAGUAGUGAGAAGGGUAAAGAACAUUGGGGCGUGUUCGACCGAAGCAAAGAGGGCGGCCGAUCCUUUGAUAAAAUGAUGAAGGAAAAAUCUCGCGAACAUACAAAAAAGGGCUUUGACAUGGCAAAGGAUAAGUCCAAGGUACACUCCAAAAAAGUCCAUCGGAGUCGGUUUACUUCCGGCGAUGAACCAAGCAGUAUGUACGAAGGGAGUCCAGAUGGUGCGGAGGGCAGCGUGGGUAGCCACAAGGAAGGGAGCAGUGGCAGUGGCCACAAGGAUCAUCAUCAUCAUAAAACUCACAAAGAACAUCAUCAUCAUCACAAGUCCCACAAGACCACACCGAAAGAGGAUUUGAAAGAGUUACAUCAUAAUUCUCACAAGAACAAAUCUUUGAACAGCAUACUAAUGGACCACAGUCCCCCAACCAAAAAGUCCAAAAUUGAGAAAAGCACAAGUAAUGGCCUAUCAAGCAGCAAAAGCAGCUUGAGCUUGAGUUUCGCUGAUGCCGCUUUGAUGGACCCCAACAGUUCAGACCACGUCAUUGCAAUUCAAAGACUGCACGAUCAGAUUGAGGCCAAUAAGAAACAACUGCUUUCAAAGGAUUUACAGCUGAAGGAAAAAGAACUGAAGAUCACAGAGCUGAAAGCGUAUCAAUAUGAACAAGAAAAAAUAUACAGAUUGAAGAUUUCUGGUAUCCAAGAAGACAAUUCUAGAAAGAUGGAUGAACUCAGUAACAAAAACCGCGACCUGAUGAAACAAAUAGCCUGCCUUUCAAAGAAACGACACAACAACACCAACACCAACAACACACAAUCGUCUUCAACAACACACAGUCCAUCUUCAUGAGCAUCGCCUUGCAGGCUCUUCUUAGUCUUACCAGCAUCCUUCUCGUCCCUGAUCCCCCUACUGAAAACACUCCCCUAAUCAUCAGAACGGAAGUGACUCAUUGUAGACCUUACUCCAGCUAAGUCACUUGCUCUGGUUCCCUGUUAUUAUUUUGUUACUAUCACCCUUGACCCUUGCCCAUUCUCCUCACCCCUGCUCUUAUUCUGUAUGAGUCUCCUUUUUAAAAGACAACACAUCAUGUUUUUCACUGAAAAAAAUGCUCAUCUCUGUUAGACCGUGUUCACACCGCACGGUUUCAAACAUAGUAGAGGAAGAGUAAAAAUAAAACAAAUAUAAAUAAAUAAUACAAAAAAAAGAAAAAAAGAAAGGAAAGGAGCAUUGUCUCUAAUUCUUGACAUUAGAGAAAAAAGUCCGUAGAGAUACUUAAUCACACAGCUUGGAUGAAUGCUGCAUGAAAGGGAGUUGUCUUCCCAACGACUGAAUGAAGAAACAAAUUCUAUUUAGCUUGGAGAUAGGGUGGUUUAUGCCUGCCUGCGUGUGUGUCUGUGUGUGUGUUUGUGUCUGUGUGUGUUUUCUUUUUUUAUUUCAACCUUUUAAAACGGAAAUCAACAAAGUUUGAUUUUUAUAAGUUUAAGCUGCCAUCAUCGUUAAUUAAAAGAUUUUACAACACAACAUCAUUUGAAAUUAUUCCAGUCUCUUAAGAAUCUUUUUUUUUUUUUUUUCGUUGGAACAUUGAAUAUUUAGAUUCAUAUUCACUCUCUCUAUCUCUCUCUCUCUCUUUUUUUUUUCUUUCUUUCCCUUUCUCUGUGUAUGCACCCCUUCAUUUCCUUUGUGAUGUUAGUUACCACCCAGUUUAUUUGUGAAUACAAAAUCUGCUACAAAACUCUUCAGUCCAGGUUUCUCUCUCCUUAUCUUCCUCCUCUCCUUAUCUUCUUCCUCUCUAUUUCUCUCUCCUUAUCUUCCUCUCUAUUCCUCUCUCCUUAUCUUCCCUUAUAUUUCUCUCUCUUUUCUCGAUUUCAACCCCACCACCAUCUCUCUCUCGGUUUUACCCCAACCCAAUCCUACGGCUGUCGCAUGCUUCUUUCGUUCCAUUCAUAAUUCCAUUAACUGAAUACAGAUUUUCAAAAAUAGUUUUCCUUAUAUUGCUAUUUUAACUCUUUCAUCAAUUAUUUUUCAUGAAAUUUCAAAAGCUCACAUUUUAAAGUAAUUUAGCAUUUCUUCCAUUUAAAAAUUAUUUCAGUUUUAAACGAAUUCAUAACUUCAUCAAAAUCAUUUGGAAUUUGGAGUUAGGGUUCCAGUGAGCUGCCCCCUUCCCUUUGCUCUAUGGAAUACAAGAAAACUAUUUCUCGCGCUUCAGUAAUGCUCUUUCAAAAGACAGAAUGCUAUAAAUAGACCCCCCCCUCCUGUCAUUUCUAGGAAUUUCAUGGUCAGAUCACAUUAUCAUGGAUCUCAAAAGUUAUCCCAUUUCU